GAGCUCCAAAGAAAAUUGUAUUAGCUCGGUUCCAUACAAUUUAAUCACAUGACCAAAAUCAAGCCAACCGGCCAGAUAAAGUUCAAAACUAAUUAUCGUAGUAAUAAAUAGCACCCUGGAAACAUAUAUCAAACUUGAUCGUUUCAGAUGAACCAUUUGAUAAUUGUAACUGUAAUAAAUAACGAUGAAUUUGCUUUCGAGUCACGCUACAUAUUGGAGGGUCAUGGCCGCUUUCUUUGACAACAUUUUCUCAUUGUGAUUUAAGAAUGAUAAUUCUCCUGAUAUAGCGCCAAUCCAUCACCAUAACCAUUUGGUUUAACUGCUUGCCUUUGAAGCAGUGUAACAGACUAUGUAAAAAGACGUACCUCGAAUGAUGGCUAAUGCAAGUGAUGUUGGUAUUUCCCCUGUCUUACUGCAAGCCAUUGCUCAAACUAUAACAUCUCAGGCAAGUCUGUCAAAUAAAAGUCAAACAGCGAAUUCGACAGCCACAGAGCAGCAGAUUGUGUUUGUUAAUGCGGAAGAUGCUCCCGACUCCGAGGUUAAAGCACAGAGUCUUCUGUAUGGAUUGAAUCAACCUACAAAUACAAUCAAUGUUGAUACAGAAGAAGAGUUAGAUGUAAAUGAAUCAACUCAUCAGUUUGUUGUCCUUGAGGAUAUUGAAGGCAAGGAAGAGACUGUUGAGACCUUUGAAGUUGAGAAUAUUGAAGCUGCAACUCCUGUUGAAGUUGCUAAUGUUGCCAAUGAAAGCUCCCAGGAGGUCCAGCCCCAGGAUAUUCAAAUGGGAAAUGUUUUAAGUGCAAUAGCAUCAGAUAUACGAGCCAAACGAGAAAAAGAAGCCGAUCUACCCAUUCCUCAGACUGUAGAAAUUGAGAAUGCAAAUGAAGCAAUGUAUGUGGCUGUACAAGGUUCUGAUGGGUCAAUUAACCCUAUGUUAACAUCUGCAACGCUGCAAGACAUUGCAGUCUCAAAUGGUGCAGGUGAUAUCUCAGAAUCUACUAAGCCUCCAUCCCCCAAGAAGGCACGCACAGAUGAAGCUACUGGAAGUCAAAUAAUCUACAUAAGUCAGCCAAGUAAUGUUGGGGCUGAGGCUCCCAGUGUAGAUGAUCUCUCUAAAAUCAUUAAAUUUGCUCGAGGUGGUAACAUACAGAUUGUUAGUCCAUCUGGUAGUUCCAUAAACCUAUUUGAUAAAGGCCCUUGUCCAAUAUGCUCAGACAGGAGUUCAGGCUAUCACUAUGGCAUCUACAGCUGUGAGAGUUGCAAGGGGUUCUUUAAAAGAACUGUUCAGAAUAAAAAAUCAUUCCUUUGUCACAGAAAUGGAGAUUGUGACAUCAAUAUGUUAAGCAGGAAGAAAUGUCCUGCAUGCAGAUUCAAGAAAUGUCUCUUAAUGGGGAUGAAAAUAGAAGCUAUAAGAGAAGAUAGGCAACGCGGUGGUAGAAGCUCGUAUGAAGGAUGCACACCAACUAAACCUCCCCCUAUGUCAGCUUACAUCAGCACUACAAAUAAUUCCGUACCUGGUACACCCAAUGCAGUCCAAGUGGACAUUUCACAACUAGCACAAUCAGCUAUCAGCUCUAAUAACAUCUCAGUUGAGCAACAUGUAACUGUCCAAAGUAAUACUACAGCAGGGCCAAACAUAAUAGUUGAAGGUUCAGGAGAGGCUACAGGAGCGAUAACAUUGCUACCUGUACCCAACCCUGUAGUGCCUGAUAUCAUAUACAAUAUAAUGACUGUUGAAACAUGUCUAAAUGCGGAGGACCCAGAUCCAGAGCUGCAGGGGAGGUGGACACAUGAGGAUGGGGACCUGCUAUCUGGACUGUUAACUCUUGCAGACGUAGCCAUGUAUAAGAUAGUGCGUUGGGCGAGGAAUCUACCUGACUUCAUGCUCACCAGUACAGAAGAUCAGAUCAUGUUGCUCCAGAACUGCUGGGCAGAGCUGUUAUGUCUUACCCUCUGUUGGCAGUCCAAGGAGCUGCGGACCAGGACAAUACGUUUGUGUAAUGGCAAACAGCUAGAUAUGGCUCUAGCUAGGGGAAUCAACUUUGAGGAAGUCCUUAGUCGGAUGUUGGGUAUCAUGGAGCACAUUAGACGACUUAAGAUUGAUCAGCAUGAGUUUGUCUGCUUGAAAGUCUUGCUGCUUAUGUCACCAGAUGUGAAAGGUUUGAAGGAUCAGGCAGUGGUUCGAGACUACCAGGAAAAGAUCACUGAUGCUUUAAUCACAUAUACAGCAACACAUAGUCCUCAGACUCCGAACAAGUUUGGACAAAUGCUUCUCAGGUUAUCAGAAAUCUCAAAACUUUGCGCAAUUGGGAAACAAAGACUUGCUGCCCAUGAAAUUGUGAAUGAUGCUCCAGCAUCUAGUCUCUUGAUGGAAUUAUUAAAGGGAGAUAAUUUGUUAAAACAGGAUCAAGUGAAUCCUGAUCAACCUGUUGAGAGAACACCAGUUCUUCAUGAAUAAUAGAGGUCUGUUUUUAGAUGCCUCUAUGAAUAAUGGACAUCAGUUUUCAAUGCAAAAUGAAUGCCCAAAUGAAUAUGUCCAAAUAGAGAUCUAUUUCCAAAAUCAAAAUUGGAGGCCAAAAUACACCAGAUGCGAGUAGAAAUAAUCUUGAUUUAUUUCAUUAGAAAUUCAAAAUUCAGUUAAACUGAUGUCAUAACAUGUAAAAUUACAUCUAGAAAUGUGGUUUUGAAGAGUUUAUCAACUUU
Owenia fusiformis is the source of this 2700-nucleotide messenger RNA. Lineage: Eukaryota; Metazoa; Annelida; Polychaeta; Sabellida; Oweniidae. The record is from the annotation of a GenBank genome assembly.